Molecule: messenger RNA, 1140 nt
Organism: Penicillium paradoxum
Lineage: Eukaryota; Fungi; Ascomycota; Eurotiomycetes; Eurotiales; Aspergillaceae
Exons: 2
Coding region: 1-1140 (379 amino acids)
Biological process (GO): anaphase-promoting complex-dependent catabolic process
Cellular component (GO): anaphase-promoting complex
Source: RefSeq, a predicted model, not a curated record
AUGAUGCAAACACUUUUGUCCAUCACGCCGCGUGACUCUCAUGAACUUUGGUUUGGAUCUACCCAAUCAUAUGGCUCAUUUCCCGAUCAACAAGGCGGCGACAAUGCCGCUGCAACCCAUCUUGCUCGCCGCAAUGCCAACGGCGUGCCCAGUAGCCAUCGCGCGUUUAUGCCAUCUCGAUCCUCUGCUACCACAGUCGCCUCCUUAGCUGCAGAAGAACGCUUACUCCGUGCUCGCAAAUUAAACAUCGCAUCGUUUGGAUACUCAUGGAUCAGACCGGCGGGGUGUUCGAAGACAAUGCUCGGCAUGAAAGAGGAGGAAGCGGAGCGUGAAGAGGCAUUGCAGGCGGCUGCUGCUGAGAUGGAAGCUGUUGAGGGAGAAGGUAUCAUGGAUGAUGAUUUGGGUAUGCAAAGAGGGGAAGGUGAAGAAGAGGACGAAGGCAUGGAGCGCGACCUGGAUGACGAUAUCCCGAACGCCGAGGAUGAAGCGUCGGGGCUCGUUGAAGAAGGCGAGGAGGGACUUGAGGAGGAUGAUAUCGGCGAUGACGAGGGAUACAUGGAGCGCGACUUGGAUGAUGACAUCCCUGAAGGGUUCCCUGAUGAUGACUACGAGGGCUCUGGGCUGUAUGAUGAUGACGAAGAAGACGAAGACGAAGACGAAGACGAAGAUUUUGACAAUCAGCCUGAUCUGGAUGCGGACAUACCUUCUGCGGAUGGUGAAAGCAUGAUUGAAGGCAUGACGCGUGACUUGGAUGACGACAUUCCCGAUGCUGCGGAACAUGGGCCGGAGGAAGAAGGGGAAUGGCAGCACACGGACAGCGAGGAGGAUUUGAGCGAUGAUGAGGAGGAAGACGAACCCAGUGUCAUGCAGGCCAGGUUCGCAGAAAACUUUCGUACCAGCACACCGAACAGUCGCGGUGGGUUGCCUCCCCCUCCGACUCUGCGCCGCGAGCCCGAGACUGAAGCCCAGCGCCGUUUCAUCAAUCGCUGGAGUGGUGGUGGCGAUGCGUUCGAUUCCAGUAGCAUGUUAUACAGCGAUGAUGACCUGCGCGCCUCCAUAACCAGUCAUGGCAGUCGACAAAGCGGGUUUGCACGAAGAUUUCCUCGGCACAUUGGUGGUCCCCGGGAUAGCUUGAACUAG